Messenger RNA from Phytophthora sojae, 258 nucleotides. RefSeq lists its product as hypothetical. Gene Ontology annotation, molecular function: protein dimerization activity. The transcript has a single exon. The annotation marks the transcript as partial. NCBI's taxonomy places the organism in Eukaryota, Oomycota, Peronosporomycetes, Peronosporales, Peronosporaceae. The record is from RefSeq and is a predicted model, not a curated record.
AAUCCAUUGAAGUGGUGGACCAAGGAGCGCCGAGGAAAGUACCCUAUCAUAGCAGCUUUAGCGCGGAAGUGGCUUGGGUGCAUCGCAACUUCAGUGCCGUCUGAACGAGCAUUUUCCCAAAGCGGAAAUGUGGUUACGUCAAAACGUUGCUCUCUGGAUCCUGAAAUCAUACGUGACAUCAUGUUUGUCGGAGAAAACUACGCGGAAGACGAUGAUAAUUUACCGAGUGAUGAGAGUGGCGGCAGUGAUAAGGAUUAA